Messenger RNA from Clarias gariepinus (North African catfish), 4327 nucleotides. RefSeq names its product large tumor suppressor kinase 1 (gene lats1). The coding region runs from base 348 to 3533 and encodes 1061 amino acids. NCBI's taxonomy places the organism in Eukaryota, Metazoa, Chordata, Actinopteri, Siluriformes, Clariidae. Gene Ontology annotation, biological process: positive regulation of apoptotic process; hippo signaling; peptidyl-serine phosphorylation. The record is from RefSeq and is a predicted model, not a curated record. Gene Ontology annotation, molecular function: ATP binding; protein serine/threonine kinase activity; protein binding. The transcript is spliced from 8 exons.
CAUUCUGGGAAUUAGAGUAGCGCGCGGCUACAUCCGGGUGCUCUCAUGCUCUCCCUCAGUGACAGACACCGGCGGAGCUCCAAGGCGACAGUGUCAAUACAACCCUCACGCGCUAGUUAGCUAACACGGCUUAGCCGGCUAAUAUUUGAAUUCCACCACUGGACAUUUAUACAUUACACGCUUUAUAAAUGUUCAUUUCGUACAAAAUGGAUAUUCUUUAGUCGCUGUGGGGUGAAUCAGGUCUUUAUAACACCCCUGUUCGCACACGUCUGCCAACGCCGCCCGUCCUCCCAUCCAUCCAUCCGUUCACCUCCUUGCCUGGCACAGUGUGUGUAUAUGUGCUUUUCAUGAAGAGAAUAGAGAGACCCGAAGGAUACAGGCAAAUGCGGCCCAAGACGUUCCCGGCGAGCAACAAUCAGCAGAUGAUGUUGCACGAGAUCCGGGAGAGCCUGCGCAACAUCUCGAUGUCCCGGCCCUCGGACGCACUCAACGUGGACGCCCAAGGGCAGCAGGGGCGCACUGGUAACCCUAAGAACUACCCGUACCACAGGGCUCUGCAGGAGAUCCGGGAGUCGCUCUUGCCCUUUGCAAACGAGGCCGUCCCUGCCGGACAUGCCCCCGAGGUCAACUUACAGAUGCUGCAGGAGCUCUUGGCUGCAGGGUAUGAAGAGGAGAUGGUGAUCUUGGCUCUAAGGCAGACCAACAGUCGCAGCUUGAUGGCAGCUAUGGACUACAUCAGUAAGAUGAUCCACCAGGACCCAGGGCCGAGGGACCAGAUGGGAGCUGCAGCAGGACGCACUACUAAUGCAGCUGUCAAAGCAGCUGGCCCCUCCCACAUUCAGCAGCCGGUCCUGCGGCGGCCAAGCUGGAAAGGCUCCAAGGAAUCUUUGGCCCCUCAGCGGCACAGCGGCCUGUACCGCUCAAAUAGCCCCAGCCCUCAGCCUGACCUGCCCCGACCUUCGACUUAUCCCCAGGGUCAUGCAGCUGGAGUCGGGGGCCAGCGGGUAAAUCCUUCACCUUCUUCUUGGGAUGCAAACCCUGCCACCAAACGCUACUCCGGAAACAUGGAUUACCUCGCGCCCCGAAUCUCGCCCAUCCCGCAGGGGCCGUGGGCUGAGAGCUACCCAAACCCCUCCUCCCAGGCGCAGCGGGGCAUCAGCCCAGUGCCAAUGGGGCGCCAGCCCAUCAUAAUGCAGGGAUCAGGAGCAAAUAAGUUCAACUUCUCGCCCUCGUGGCCCCAGAACGGCUCCGCACAGGUGGAUUAUGGACACGGCAUGGGCAGGCAGCCCGCGCCCCCCCCUCCAUAUCCUCUAGCUCAGGCCAGCGGACACAGUCCGACAGCGCAGCAGCUGCAGGCACCUAACCGCAACAGUCACAACAUGGAGUUGUACGUCCUGGGCCAGACCAGACCCUCAGCACAGCAGCAGCCACCUUCUAACUCUGGAAAUGGCAGCAAUCAGGAGAUCCCUCCCCCAUCCUGGCCACACAACAUGCCAGCCCGCUCCAACUCGUUCGCUAAUGCUGCACCGGGUUCACGCCAGUGCUCACCGGCAGCCAGCUCGCAGCCUUCCGCUACCACUGUCACGGCCAUCACGCAGGCGCCUGUCCUGCAGCCGGUCAAGAGCACACGCGUUCUCAAGCCCGAGCUGCAUACGGCCGUGGCGCCGACGCACCCCCCUCGACUUCAGCAGCAGCAGCAGCAGCAACAGCCGCCACCAAUGCCGUCUCCAUAUCAGGAAUCUUCUGUGUCCGCACCGCCUGUAUCACAGAUUCCAGUCUCGGAGGUACCUAGCUACCAGGGUCCCCCGCCGCCGUACCCGAAGCACCUCGUCUUGUCUCAGCAGCCACUCGCCCCCUGCGCGCCAUACCCGAAGGAGGACGACGGUGCCGAAGACGACAACGCGGACAACACCAGCACUUGCUCCAGUGAGCGUGCGGACAACCCGGAGACUUUCACGAGCAAUGCAGAGCGGGAGAAGAAGCAAAUCACAACAUCUCCGGUGCCUGUGCGGAAGAACAAGCGGGACGAGGCGCUCCGGGGCGAGGGGCGGGUACAGCUGUACUCACCACAGGCCUUCAAGUUCUACAUGGAGCAGCACGUGGAGAACAUCCUGAAAAACCACCAGCAAAGGCUGCGUCGCAAAAAGCAACUUGAGAGCGAGAUGCAGCGGGUCGGUCUGUCCGAGGAGGCCCAGGAGCAGAUGCGCAUGAUGCUGUCGCAGAAAGAGUCCAACUACAUCAGACUAAAGCGCGCAAAAAUGGAGAAAGCCAUGUUCGAAAAGAUCAAGACGCUGGGCGUGGGUGCGUUCGGCGAGGUGUGUCUGGCGCGCAAGGUGGACACGGGCGCGCUCUACGCCAUGAAGACGCUGCGCAAGAAGGACGUGCUCCUCCGGAACCAAGUGGCGCACGUCAAGGCGGAGCGGGACAUCCUGGCCGAGGCGGACAACGAGUGGGUCGUGCGGCUGUAUUACUCCUUCCAGGACAAGGACAACCUGUACUUCGUCAUGGACUACAUCCCCGGCGGCGACAUGAUGAGCCUGCUGAUCCGCCUAGGAGUGUUUAGUGAGGAGCUGACGCGCUUCUACAUUGCCGAGCUGACGUGCGCCGUCGAGAGCGUGCACAAGAUGGGCUUCAUCCACCGUGACAUCAAACCCGACAACAUCCUGAUCGACCAAGACGGCCACAUCAAGCUCACGGAUUUUGGCUUGUGCACAGGUUUCCGCUGGACCCACGACUCCAAGUACUACCAGAGCGGUGAUCACGUGAGGCAGGACAGUAUGGACUUCAGCAAGGAGUGGGAGGACCCGUCAAACUGCCGUUGUGGAGAUCGGCUCAAACCUCUGGAGAGACGCGCAGCGAGGCAACACCAGCGCUGCCUGGCACACUCGUUAGUCGGCACACCGAACUACAUCGCCCCGGAGGUGCUCCUGCGGACAGGCUACACGCAGCUAUGCGACUGGUGGAGCGUGGGCGUGAUUCUCUACGAGAUGUUGGUUGGCCAGCCUCCUUUCCUGGCUACAACUCCACUGGAGACUCAGAUGAAGGUGAUAAACUGGCAGACGGCGUUGCACAUCCCCCCUCAGGCCAAGCUGAGCGCCGAGGCGUCCGAUCUAAUAGUGAAGCUGUGCCGCGGGCCGGAGGACCGACUGGGCAAGAACGGCGCGGAUGAGAUCAAAGCGCACACCUUUUUUAGAAGCGUGGACUUCAGUGUGGACAUGCGGCAGCAGCCGGAUCCGCCACCUUACGUGCCCAAGAUCACUCACUCCACAGACACGUCCAACUUCGACCCCGUGGACCCGGACAAGCUUUGGAGUGACGACGGCAACCACAACGACACGCUGGGCGCCUGGUUCAGGAACGGCAAGCACCCAGAGCACGCCUUCUACGAGUUCACCUUCCGCCGGUUCUUCGACGACAACGGUCACCCUUACAGUUGCCCCAAGCCCAUAGAAUACGAGGAUUAUGGGGAGGAAGAGGAGGAGGAGCUUCAGAGCCAAGCCCACGGACAGGGGCGGGGCCUCGUCUAUGUUUAAUUUAGCAUUUAAAAAAAAAUAAUACAUUCUUACACUACAUGGAAAAGCUACACUACUAUAUGUCUAAGCAGGGAUGGGACCUGGUGGGACCUGUGUGUGUUGUGUUUGUCUGUGUGUCCUCAUGUGUGUGUAGAAUUUUCAACUGGAUAUUAUAGUCUGGAUGAUUCUGUGUGUGUGUGUGUGUGUGUGUGUGUUUUAAGCCUCCAAGCUGUUUGUUCGAGGUACGAUUCCGAGGCUGUGGUCGUGUAUAAUUUAUUCCGUGUUCACAUCGCACUUUGAUUAGUGCUCUUUUGAACAAACGAGGAUUUAAAUGAAACGCGUCUUUCGGAUGCCGUUUAAAGCCUUAAUUUAUUGAAACCUUUUGUAAAAUGUGGACUCUAAUGGAAAGGACUAGCUCAAUUCUGCCUUCUUUACCAAUGUCAUGUUAAUUUAUGAUUGAGUAGAUCUCUCUCUGUCUCUCUCUCUCUCUCUCUCUCACCCUGUCUGGCCUCACGUGGGCUAUCAUGGGAUUGGUGGAAUCAUUAACUCUUUGUAUUGCUCUGCCUUUUAUUUUACACUCUUUCACCAAAAACAUGAGGGGAAUUAGCAUCUUAGCCAGUCAACUGAACUGACAGCUAGAUUAUUCGUAGAGUAUUGUGUGAAUUGUAUUAUUAGCCUUUUUUGUGUUGUUUUCUAAUUUAUACACUCGAAUGUAUUUAUAAAUUAUGUAGUGUACAUUUUUGUACAUUUUUUUUUUCAUCAAUUUUGUUGGUGUAGGAAAUAAAUCCAAGGGCAAGCUCCCUUCCUCUCACUCA